UAGCGGGAAGUCUACCAAGUAACGGCACAGCCAACAAGAUGAACGGCGCUUUGGAUCACUCAGACCAACCAGACCCAGAUGCCAUUAAGAUGUUUGUCGGACAGAUCCCCCGGUCCUGGUCGGAAAAGGAGCUGAAAGAACUUUUUGAGCCUUACGGAGCCGUCUACCAGAUCAACGUCCUCCGGGACCGGAGUCAGAACCCUCCCCAGAGUAAAGGCUGUUGUUUCGUAACAUUUUAUACAAGAAAAGCCGCACUUGAGGCCCAGAAUGCACUGCACAAUAUUAAAACUUUACCUGGGAUGCAUCAUCCCAUUCAGAUGAAACCUGCCGAUAGUGAAAAGUCAAACGCCGUGGAAGACCGAAAAUUAUUCAUAGGAAUGGUUUCGAAGAAAUGUAAUGAGAAUGAUAUCAGGGUGAUGUUUUCUCCGUUUGGCCAGAUAGAAGAAUGCCGGAUUCUCCGGGGGCCUGACGGGCUGAGUCGAGGCUGUGCGUUUGUCACAUUUUCUACAAGGGCAAUGGCACAGAAUGCAAUCAAAGCCAUGCAUCAGUCUCAGACCAUGGAGGGCUGCUCCUCGCCCAUCGUCGUCAAGUUCGCGGACACGCAGAAGGACAAAGAGCAAAGGCGCCUCCAGCAGCAGCUGGCGCAGCAGAUGCAACAGCUCAACACUGCCACCUGGGGGAACCUGACGGGCCUGGGCGGACUCACCCCGCAGUACCUGGCGCUUCUGCAGCAGGCCACCUCCUCCAGCAACCUGGGUGCGUUCAGUGGCAUUCAGCAGAUGGCCGGCAUGAAUGCUCUGCAGCUACAGAACCUGGCGACGCUGGCGGCGGCCGCGGCCGCGGCCCAGACCUCAGCCACCACCACCAAUGCAAACCCUCUGUCCACCACGAGCAGCGCCCUGGGAGCCCUCACAAGUCCGGUGGCUGCUUCAACCCCCAACUCCAGCGCCGGUGCAGCCAUGAACUCUCUGACCUCUCUUGGGACUCUGCAAGGGCUGGCGGGAGCCACUGUCGGGCUGAAUAACAUUAAUGCACUAGCAGUUGCUCAAAUGCUCUCAGGUAUGGCGGCUCUGAACGGAGGACUUGGCGCCACGGGCUUGACGAAUGGCACGGCGGGCACCAUGGACGCCCUCACGCAGGCCUACUCAGGGAUCCAGCAGUACGCGGCCGCGGCGCUGCCCACGCUGUACAGCCAGAGCCUGCUGCAGCAGCAGAGCGCCGCGGGCAGCCAGAAGGAAGGUCCGGAGGGUGCAAACCUCUUUAUUUACCACCUUCCCCAGGAGUUUGGAGACCAGGACAUUCUGCAGAUGUUCAUGCCUUUUGGAAAUGUUAUCUCUGCUAAAGUCUUCAUUGACAAACAGACCAAUCUGAGCAAGUGCUUUGGUUUUGUUAGCUACGACAAUCCGGUGUCUGCACAAGCUGCUAUCCAGGCUAUGAACGGCUUUCAGAUUGGCAUGAAACGCUUGAAGGUCCAGCUGAAGCGCUCCAAAAACGACAGCAAACCUUACUGAUCCUAACCCCAGAGGCUCCCUGCUCUUAUUUUAGCUUUCUUAGGACAUCUUCAUGCCCGUUAGUUCACCGUUUGCCUAGCAUGUCCCUGUGGCGUCUCAAAAAAAAGUUUCAUCGUCCCGUCAUUGUUUCUGAUGUCUUUCUGACCUCACAUCACAUUUGGUUCUCCUACUGACCUUUGAUCUAGUUUGACCUUUGAAAUUUGCAUGUGACCUCAUCUAGCUAUUGAAUUCUGGGAAGUCAAUGUGAAAAACAUUGCUGCAUUCAUGCAAGACUGAAAUUUAUUAUUAGACAAAUUAUAGAAAAAAAACCUGUGGCAAAAACGUUUCUUUCUUACUUUUUUUUCUUUUCAUAAAACAGACUUGAAAGUAUUAUACAGGGAUUGGCAUUCUUCCCGGUCACUGGUAACAAUAGCAAUAUGUGUCCAGGGACACAGAAUGUUGGUUUCUAACAGACUACUUCCAAAAACAGUUCGAGAAAAAAACUGUCUGAUUUUAAGUCUCUAGAGGUCUGUAAUAGUUUUUACAUUUUUCAGGCAGUGUAAAGUUUUUUGAUAAGGCCAUUUUAGGUGGCUCACUUUCUCAUUAAGAUAUAUAUAUAGAACCACUUUUUGUAGAUUAGUAUAAGAAAAAAUAUUUACCCUGUUUUGGGGCAAAUGCUACCUAUUUGUGUCACCUUUUGCUGAACUGACUCACAGUUAGACAAUCCAUGGUUUAAUGCACAUGAAAUUACCUAUAUUUUAUACUGUUUCAAUGUACAGGAGAAAGGUUACUGUAAACUGUGUUACGUUGGUGCUUCUGUGAAUUAAGUUGUGGCUUCAUCAUGAGUCUUACGGUCUUAAUGUUCUCUGUUGAUGAGACAAGUUUAGAAUUGGUUUACUUAAAGAAUUUCAAAAAAAAAAAGUUUGCUUAAAAAAAAUUUCAUGUGAGGGGAAAAAAAAAAACCUAUUCCAGAAUAAGUUUUGUGUUGGCUUGUAAAGCAUUGAUGUCAUUUUUUUUUAUUGUGGACUAUUUAGAUGUGUUUGUGUUCAGCAAAAUGUGAUUUUUUUUCUUUUAAAGAAAAAAAGUGAAAAUAUAUAGUGCCAAAUUCCAAAGGUACUUCCUCCUAGAGCUUCAGUGUGUUUCUUGUGAGAAGUAAUUUGAUAACAUGGGUAUUUUAUUAUGUGUUUUGUAUAAAUCCCUAAUAUUUAAAAAACAAAAAACAAAAAAAAAGAGGUUAAAAAGUUUGUUAACUUGCUAUCCUGUGGUCUUGUUGCCUGAAAUUGUUAUUGUUUGUUAUUUCUCGAUGAUGUUUUUUGUAAGACAUUGUAUAAGUGCCCGUGUCUCACUUUUUUAACCGCUCUGCACAUCAGUGCUGUGAUGGCAACCUCACGAUGUAUUUUCUUCAUGAUACAUGGAAACCUCUAAGGUGAGAAAGUUUUGAACUUUUAACCCUUUUUACCCAGAGCUAUCUGGAAUGUGGGUAACUUUUUAUACUGUCAUCAUUUUGUUUCAGGGGGGUUUCUAAUUCGGAUCCCCCCAACACACUUUUUUUGGUCUUUCCUUUUUUUAAUCCAUUAGUUGAGAUCCAACAGAAAAAAAGAAUAUACUUUAACCAUCUCUGAGUUUCUCAUCCUACACCAUUUUUUUUUUUGGUUGUUUUAUUUCUGAUCAUUUUUUUUUUAAUAUGCUCCUGAAAUUCCUUCUCCUGUUUUAAUUUAAAAGUUUAUUGGCUCAAUCUUCUAAAGGGGGAUGGUAGGUAGAUUCAACACCUACAUUAACCUUAAAUUAUAUAUAUGCUUUUGAGAUCAGGGUUAGGGGUAUGUUCUAGUGCAGAAUACUUUCAUUAUACCUUCCAGUUAAAGGACUUUGUGAUGAGGUAGUACUUGGAGGAAUUUUUGUUUCUUAAAUGCUUAAAGAAUUCAGGAUGUUUCUAGUCAGCUGACGGGCUAAGCAUUCUCUGAUCCCAGGAGAUCCCUCUGAUUCAGCGAGGCGUCUGGGGUUAGAUGCUGACAGUCCUUUCCCUGGGGCUAACUUGACUAACUGAAAUCACGCUAAGGGGACGGACCACGUAAGUAAAGCCCUGCUCUUCAUCACGGUUACUGACCAAAUACCUAGCACCAGAUUCUCCUGCCACUUUGUCAAGUGCCAUAGUACUUGGACUUCAUGUUGAACAGCUCUCUCGCUGUCUUGACAAACCCCUAUGUCAUCCCUCAAGCCCCAACACAAACUCCUGCCUUCUUGAAAGAGGCCCUGGAAGCUUCUUUGUCUCUAAAGGAGUGCAGACACUGCUGGCUCCCUUUCCGUCCUCCUCUUUCCCACCCACCGCUGUUUGGGUCAAUGUGUGUGUGGACGUGAUAACCCUGGGAUGGAAAGGACUAGCCUCUCAUGAUGCAAAAAAACAAAACAAAAAAAAACCCCACCAACUCAAAACAAGUUUCCUCCUUCUAGCACACGCACUCGCAACGAAAGAUGUGUGUGAUCCUCACGUGUUUACUACUGCUGGGGCCUUCCUUCAUCCUUUGAGGGCUAUUUUGUACUUCCUGCAGCAGUCAGCCUAGUACCAGACGCUGCUGCACAUGUCCCUCACACACCGCGCAGGACCCGAGAGCACACGUCCGACUUUCAGACGGUCCUCUGCCCCCUCCGGCCUGCGCCCCCCCCCCCCCCGCCCCCAGAGAGAGCAGCCGGGAGCCGGCACCCUGCGCUCAGGACGGGUGGGCGCUGGGCGACCAAACGCUGGAGGGGGGCUUCGGGGCUUUCUCUGGCUUCGCUUUUUGGGGGGGGGGGGGGGGUUUGCAUGUUUGCAUUGCUUUUAAAGCUAACCCUCAGAGACAAACUCUCCUUUUACUCACUUUAUCUUUUAAUAUAAAAAGGAAAAAAAAAGCUGCAAGGGUGCAAAGGGCCUGUGCAAGAAGGAAAACACACACACAGGGAAACUGCUUUUUUUUUUUUUAACCUAGUGUAGAGAAUAGUUGUUUUUAAACUAAAUUUGACAAUUGUGAGAAAAUGGCGGUCCUCAAAGGCGUGACAAGUUCAUCUUUCUUUCACCGUAGGGGUUACAGUUCUUUGGCUUGUGCUACUCUGGACUCAUUUUACUGUUUGUUUUUAUUAUCUUAAGUGCUAAUUAACAAGAAAUAAAAUUUUAAAAAAACCUGUAGUUUCAUUACCUUUUUGAAUAAUGUCAUACAAAAAAUGUAUUUGUGUUUUUUUGUGCUGUGAGAAUUGUUGUUUGUAGAUUAAUAAUAUUUUGUUUAGAAUUACGAAAUAGUUUUUAAAUAUUGUCUGAGAAAAGCCAAAGUUAAUGCAACCUAGUGGAAACUGUAAGACCAUUUGAGUAUUGUUUGUUUUAUUGAUGCAUUUGGAUUUUGUUGUUUGAUGGAAUUUGAGCCAAAAAACAAAAACAAACAAAAAAAAAAACACGCAGGCUUUCCUAUUUCUACAACUGAUUGUACUUAACGCAUUUUGUACCAGUGGAACUUUUUAUACUGGAGAUUAAAAAAACAAAUGGAAAUUUUUGUGGCUUACUCUAGUGGGCCCCUGACAAUGACUGAUUUCAAGUUUGAUUUCUGGUUGAUAGAAAGAAAGUUGCUUUUCUUUUGAGAAUUAAAAACUUUGGCUUGAUUUCUUUUUUUCCCUUUGCUUAUAUCUAGCAUUAGAAUUUUGUCUUAAAAUACAGCGGUAAGUUUCACUUUUUAUUCUGUAUUGUGCAGUUACACAAUAAGGUAAUUAGAUUUAGAAGUACUCAGUCACUUUAAGUGGAUAAAUGUAUUAGUUACAACUUUAGGGGUUUGCUUUUUUGCUGUUUAGAUCAAAGUUUUUUCUGAUUCUUCUGUCCUCAUUGUGAACAUAACCGUGUAGUUGAAACAGUCAAACUUAUUUUUGUAACGUAUGUUAUUGUGUGAUGCAGUUUUUUGCUUCUGUCUCCAAUAUUAAACCAUUUUCCUAAUACUUGUUUCUCUCUCUGCGUGUUGUAUUGUUGGUAGUCAUUCUGUGUUGGUGAUGCAUCUACACACCUCACUGUGUCACGUAUCUGUUUUUUCCUCUAUGUUGUGUACAAAGAUACAGUCGAUUCCACCUAAGUGAAUAUCUGAUUUGGGGACGGGGAACCCGCACACCAGCCACCUCCGAUUUCUGUACAACACGCAGCCCGUUUUAACCACGGCUUCCCAGACUGCUGCCGUUCACCUAAAUAACUGCCUCCGGCGUGGGACCUGCCAGGACCGUCCCGGUCCUGUGAGCACGGUGCUCACGCCGCCCUGUGGCCUCUCGCCCUGCCCCCCUCCCGCCUGCUCACUGCGGCUCUGCUGUGGCACCUUAAGAAAUGUCCGGGCAGCAGAGCCGGCGCUCCCCCCACCUCCCCACAGGGCUAACGGGCACACGUUACAAAACCUUCUCAGAAACUAAUCCCGUAUCUUAAAGAGGUGAGCUCUAAGGGAAAAACUAAGUGACCGACCUGGUGAAUAGAAGAUGUGAAAAGGGUUCGACUUAAGGGCAUGCGUUGCUAUGAAUCACUGCCUAUAGAAAGGUAAUUCAUUUUUAAGAGCUAACUGAAUCCAGGGGCAGCUUUAAUUAUUAAGACUAACAAACUAAAGGAAGUAUUUCCACGUGCUCAGUCUAGAAGCUCUCCUCGGAGGCAGGAGGGCAAGGAGGCCAAGGCUCCCAUGCUCACGUCUUCACAGUCCAUCCUCCAUCUCCAAGUGAAAGCCAGGAGUGCCACAUGCAUCCACACUCCCUCCCGAAUGAAGCCUCGUCCCCCACUACCGCCCCCACCCCAGCUACCAAAAGAGAACUAAAGAACCAAUCUCUUCCUCGUUUGCCCUCUGCCACGGAGGCUGCAGGCCCCCGCCCUUUCCUGCCCAUCUCUUAAGCUCAGGAAUCUGCCUGCUCUCCAAGUGCUCUUAAAAGAUUCCACUGCUGUUCACUCCCUGUCUUAGCUCUCCUUCCAACCUCUCAGACGCGCAAGCCCGUGUCUGACUCAGGCCACCCGGCCCCGGGCAGCCUUCCUCUGCCGGCCGAUGAGAUUUUGCCUGCAGGUGCUCAAGCCCUUGGCCCUCUGGUUUCGGCGGCCCCUGUGCCCCCUAGAUUGUCUUCUCUAGUCGGCUCAAGGACAGAGGGGCCCGGUGAGGCGGAGAGGAGGCUCUUGCCCCCCCGUAGGCCGAACACCCCGGUGAAGUGACCUCCUCCAGCUCCAAACCCGCGCGGACCGGAGCUGACUUCCAGCCGGUAGUUCCGCUCUCCAAUCUCACACCGCAGGAGACUGAGUCUGAGAGCCAGCCCACCACCCACCUUAGUGGGGAGGCCGGCUAAGGGUGUGUUUCGUUUUCUUCUGUUGAUGGGGGAGGGAGGGAGACUGGGGUCAGGAGGGUGAUUAUUUCCAAAAUGCAAGCAUUUAUUUUUAAAAUCUGUAAGUAACACAAGUAUAUCCACUCACCAUUUGGCACACGACAAAAUGCUUGUGCUAAGUAAAAGAAGGGGAAGACAAAGCCAGUUUUUGUUGUUGUUGUUGCCGUUUUAGAAAAACAACAAAAACAGUAACUCUCCAAAGAAGGGGACCAAAUGCUCCUUCCCUAAGUACUCAUGAUUGUAACGUUGGUCCCUGCUUGAAUUCGUCCUUCUCAUUUUGAUUCUGUGAAACACUGCAGUGUUAGUUAGCGAGGUGCAUCUGUUUGCCACAUGCAGGCCACCUUGGGAAAUGACAGGACUGUCACCGCUCACCACGCUGACGGCAGCUGCCUGUGUCUGCCCGGCCCACAGCGCUUCCGAACCCCGGGCUGGGACUCCCAGCUGGCAGGCCAGGAGGCACAGUGAACAUAAAUGUGAUGUGAAUCGUUCCUGAUAAGUGAAUAAAACAUUGUGACCGAGCAAUCAGCUUAUUCACUUAUCAGGAAUCGACUGUUCUGCUGAUUCGCUGUUUUCGUUUUUCAUCUCUGUUGUAGUUCACUAUUUUUUGCUGUGUUCUGUUUUCUCCUCUCAUGCUUGGGCAAAAUCACUGAGAAUAUUAUCUUCAUGUGACCAUAAAACGUUUAUAUCGAGUGAAAUGAUAUCUAAACAAAAUCUAUGCACUUGCUAUCAGGAACACAAUACUGGAUGUGUCUUAUAUAUAUUGAACUAUAUAGUACUCGAUUUCUUAAAUAAAGCUUAAGAAAGGA
Messenger RNA from Suricata suricatta (meerkat), 7639 nucleotides. RefSeq names its product CUGBP Elav-like family member 2 (gene CELF2). Gene Ontology annotation, molecular function: mRNA 3'-UTR binding. Bases 39 to 1511 code for a protein of 490 amino acids. The transcript is spliced from 14 exons. NCBI's taxonomy places the organism in Eukaryota, Metazoa, Chordata, Mammalia, Carnivora, Herpestidae. Gene Ontology annotation, cellular component: nucleus; cytoplasm; ribonucleoprotein complex. The record is from RefSeq and is a predicted model, not a curated record. Gene Ontology annotation, biological process: mRNA splice site recognition; regulation of alternative mRNA splicing, via spliceosome.